Messenger RNA from Theobroma cacao (cacao), 6531 nucleotides. NCBI's taxonomy places the organism in Eukaryota, Viridiplantae, Streptophyta, Magnoliopsida, Malvales, Malvaceae. The record is from RefSeq and is a predicted model, not a curated record.
AUGGCUCUCGAAUGUCUUGUCUCUGUUAUUGCCAAUUACAUGGGGAACCUGGCAACAGAAUGCGCCUCACCUUAUGUUGCUUACUUUUUCCAUUUUGGCAGAAAUGUUAAGCAAUUCAAGGAUCAGCUAGAAGCACUUAAAUCAAAAAGAGAUGAGGUGAAAGAUGCUAGAGAUGAGGCUUUAAGGCAAACUGAGGUAAUUAAGGAGGGCGUUGAGGAGUGGCUAGAAAAGGCAGAGAAAGAAUUGGAUGAAGCUCAGAGUUUGGAUGAAGAAAUAGAACGUAACACGUGUUUCAAUUGGUGUCCUAGUUGCGGCUGGCGAUACUGCUUAAGUAUCAAAGUAGCGAAGAAGACACUUUGUAUCUCUAAACUUAUAGAGACUUAUAAUUUUCAACGAGUCGGCCAGCGUCCUCCUCUUCAAGGAAUAGAGUUCCUACUACCCAAGGAUUUCAUGACUUCCGAAUCUUCAAAUUCAGCUUUCAAUGGGAUCAUGAAGGCUUUAAAAAGUGAUGGUGUGAACAUGAUUGGAUUGUACGGAAUGCCAGGAGUGGGUAAAACAACUUUGGCGGAAGUAGUGGGUAAGCAAGUACAGGAAAAGGAACAAAAGCUCUUUGAUAAAGUUGUGAUUGUUACAGUGUCCCAAACUCCAGACAUCAACAAAAUUCAAGAUAAAAUUGCAGAUAUCUUUGGUUUAAAAUUCGAGAAAAAUUCGAAAGAAGGAAAAGCAGAAGAGUUAUGGCGGAGAUUAAAAGGCGAGAAGAAGAUUCUCAUAAUUCUCGAUGAUGUUUGGAAAAAACUUGAAUUGCAAACUAUAGGAAUUCCAUUCGGCGGUGAACACGAGGGUUGCAAAAUUCUUCUAACUACACGUCUUCAACAAGUUUGUAUUCAAAUGAAUUGUCAAGAGAAAUUUGAACUGGAAAUCUUAUCUGAAGAUAAAGCAUGGGCUUUAUUCAAAGAUAAUGCUAGUCUAGAACAUGUCUCUCUCACCGUGAACGAUGUAGCCAAGGAGGUUGCUCGUGAAUGCAAGGGUUUGCCUCUUGCAAUUGUAACUGUGGCAAAUGCUCUAAAAGGUGAAAGUCUAGAUGGGUGGAUAGCAGCAAAUCAACGACUCAAGGACUCAAGACCUUUGGAUAAUCAAGAUGUUUGUGGAGAUAUCUAUAGCUGCCUUCAGCUUAGUUAUGAUUAUUUGAAGGAAGACAAUAUCCAGUCUUGCUUCUUGUUGUGUUCUCUUUUUCCAGAAGAUUAUGAGAUUGAUAGUGAGCGGUUGACAGUAAUUGGACUUGGUCUGGGAUUGUUUUGUGAUAUUAACUUAAUUGAAGAUUUAAGGAGGGAAAUUCGUCUAGCACUAUCAAAACUUCAAAAGUCUGGUUUGUUAUUGGAAACUGAUGAUGAAGAAUCUGUAAAAAUGCAUGAUGUGGUUCGUGAUUUUGCUCAUUGGAUAACAUCCACAGGGGAAAAAAUGUUCAUGGUAAAAAAUGAGUUGACGGAAUGGCCUAACAGUGAAAAUUUUGGUUGUUAUACAGCAAUCUCCUUAUGGAAUAGUAAGAUAGAUAAUUUUCCUGAGAGAUUAGAAUUUUCAAAACUCAAGACUUUGAUUUUAUCGGGAACGGAUUACCAAAUAGUCCCGAGUACAUUUUUUGAAGGAAUGAAAACCCUCCGAAUUUUAGUUCUUGUACGUUUUGAAUUCUCAAUGAAAGCGUUUCAAUUCCUAACAAAUCUUCGAACUCUAUCCAUUAGAAGGUGUCACCUACUUGAGGACAUCUCAUCAUUGAGAAAUCUGAAAGACCUUGAGUUUUUGGAAUUGGUUAAAGUUGAUCUUGAAGAGCUACCUAAAGAAUUAGUGGAGUUGGGUAAACUGAAGUCACUAUACUUUUCUUGCUUUGGAGAUGGACCCAUCAAUGUCCCCCCUAACUUGCUAUCAAGGUUAACGUCACUCCAAGAGCUACACGUUCCGAGAGACAACAAUGCUAACUUACUGGAGUUGAAUUCAUUGUCUCGUUUGACUACAUUAACAUUGAUUGUUUCUACUGAUCAAUGUUUUCAAGAAAACUUUGUGUUCCCUAAACUACAAAGCUACAGUAUAGCAGUAAAUGCAUAUAUUGAAUUUCCGGAGAAGCGUAUCUCGAGAAUAUUGACAAUUAGUGAUUGCUCAUCAUUAAAUGCAUUUAAGGAGCUGUUUCCCAAUGUGCAAAAGCUGACUUUGUUCAAAGUCAUGGAACACAAAACUGUUGUCCCAAAUGUAGAUCAGUGGGGACUAAAUGAAUUAACUUCUCUUCAGCUUACAUCUUGCGAUGAUUUGGAAUGCUUGAUUGAUACAACAUGGGAACAGAGUCCAACCACUGCAUUCUCUAAUUUGGUGAACUUAGACAUUGGUAAAAUGACUUCUUUGAAAGAGUUAUGCCAUGGUCAAUCACCGAAUAGCUUCUUACAAAACUUAGAAACAUUGAUCAUUUGCGAUUGUGGACAGUUGCAAUCAGUGUUUCAAAUGAAUGGUCAGAUGCUGUCAAUCUCAAAUUUAAGAAGCUUGGAGCUGCAGUCAUUACCGGCAUUGGAGAGUAUAUGGAAAGAGCCAACUCAUUAUGUGAGCCUACAAAGUCUGAAAGAUGUAAAAGUUGAUGGUUGUGAUAAACUGAAAUCUAUCUUCUCACCUUGCCUUGCUCAAAGUUUGUUGCAUCUUGAACAACUCAAGAUAUCUGCAUGCAAGAAAUUAGAGCAAGUCUUUGCUUUUGCCCAAGAUAUGGCUGAGCUGGAGGAAAAUCAGGCACCACCACUCUCAAAUUUAAUUUGUUUGGAGUUGGAGUCUGUACCAGAAUUGAGGUGCAUAUGGAGAGAACCCACCCAUCUUGUUAAGCUCAAGAGCCUUAAAACUAUGAGAAUUGGUUCAUGUUCUAAAUUGGAAUAUCUCUUUUCACCUACCCUUGCUCAAGCUUUGGUGCAUCUGGAAGAACUCAAGAUAAAGGAAAGCAACUCCUUGAAACAUUUAAUCAUGGAAGCAGAAAAUGGUGAUGAAAUAGUUUCAAACAAGGAUCGCUCUCUUCUGUGCUGGCCAAAAUUAAAAUCUUUUGAGAUAGCUAGUUGCAAAAGUUUGAGAUAUGUGUUUCCCAUCACUUUGGCUCAAGGACUUCCGUACUUGGAAUCAGUUCAGAUAAUUGAUUGCCCUCAACUAAUGCAUGUCUUCAACAUGGCAAAAGAAGAGGAUAAGCACGAUAUUAUGCUCCCUAAAUUACAGUUUUUAAGACUUGAAGACUUAGAAAACUUGAGGAGCUUUUGUCCAAGAAACUGUUUUGUCAAGUUGCCAUCUUUCAAAGGGUUGGAAGCUUCCAAUGUUGGUGCCCGACCCCAAGUAAUGAGUCAUUCCCAAAAUCAACAAGGACUUACGUGGCAAUAUCAGUUGAAAGACAUUGAAAUUAAUGCAGUAAAGGAGUUAUUAUACAAUGUCAAAAGUCUUGCCCUGACAAGAGUCAUGUAUCACAAAAAUCUGGUUCCAAAUGUAGAUCCAAAGGGACUGAAUGAACUAACUUUUCUUGCACUUAAAGAUGGCAAGGAGCUGGAAUGCUUGAUUGAUACAACAGAAGGCCAUGUCUCAACCAGUGCCUUCUUCAAUUUGGUGGAAUUAGUCAUACAAGAUAUGACUAGUAUGAAAAUGUUGUGCAACGGUCAGUUUCCAAAGGGAUUUCUACAAAAACUAGAGAAGUUGGAAGCAACGAAUUGCAUGGAAAUGGUCUCUUUAUCUCCCGCACUACAAGAUCUAAAGGAAGUGAAAGUUAUUAAUUGUGGCCAGUUGCAAGAAGUAUUUCAAAUAGAUGAGCUUCUUCAUGAUGCAGAAGAAACGCUGCUGUCAAAUUUAGCACUUAUGGAGCUACAGUUAUUACCACAAUUGCAGUGGAUAUGGAAAGGGUCCACCCAUUUUGUUCGCCUCCAAAGCCUGAAGAUUUUAGAAAUUAGUUUUUGCAAUAGCUUGAAAUAUCUCUUCUCACCAUCCCUUGCUCAAAGCUUGGUGCUUCUUGACCAGCUCAAGAUAUAUCACUGCUAUGGACUGCAGCACAUUAUCAAAGAGUUGGACUGUGAUGAUGGAAUUGAACCAAACGCGCAUCUCCAUUCUCCAUUCUUGCCAAAAUUGGAAACUCUAACCAUAAGUAAUUGUCCAAAACUGGAAUAUGUUUUUCAAAUUUCUUUGGCUCAAGUUCCUCCACGAUUGAAAUUCGUUUGGGUAAGCGAUUCUCCUCAAUUGCAACAAGUCUUCAAUAUGGUGAAAGAAAAGCAUGGAGUUGAUCGUGCCAUUGCACUCCCUUGCCUACAACAGCUACAACUCGGAAACUUGAUAAACUUGAGUUGCUUUUUCUCAGAAAAUUUUCUCAUCACAUCGCCAUCCUUGGAGAAUUUAGUAUUUUGGGACUGUCCUAAAUUGACAAAUUUCACCAUUCAAAAAGAAGUUAACGAGCAAGCUCAACUAAAGGACCUUGGAUUGCAUGCCAUGAAGGAUUUAUUAUACAAUGCCAAAAGUCUUACCCUGAAAGGAGUCAUGUAUCAGAAAAAUUUGGUUCCAAAUGUAGAUCCAAAGGGACUGAAUGAAUUAACUUUUCUUGCACUUAAAGAUGGCAAGGAGCUGGAAUGCUUGAUUGAUACAACAGAAGGCCAUGUCUCAACCAAUGCCUUCUUCAAUUUGGUGCAAUUAGUCAUGCAAGAAAUGAUUGGUUUCAAAAUGUUGUGCAACGGUCGGAUUCCAAAGGGAUUUCUACAAAAGCUAGAGAAGUUGGAGGCAACGAAUUGCAUGGAAAUGGUCUCUUUAUCUCCCGCGCUACAAGAUCUAAAGGAAGUGAAAGUUAUUAAUUGUGGCCAGUUGCAAGAAGUAUUUCAAAUAGAUGAGCUUCUUCGUGAUACAGAAGAACCCCUACUGUCAAAUUUAACACUUAUGGAGCUACACUUAUUACCAGAAUUGAAGUGGAUAUGGAAAGGGUCCACCCAUUUUGUUCGCCUCCAAAGCCUGAAGUAUUUAGCAAUUAGUUUUUGCAACAGCGUGAAAUAUCUCUUCUCACCAUCCCUUGCUCAAAGCUUGGUACUGCUACAACAACUCAAGAUAGAUCACUGUGAUGGACUGCAACACAUUAUCACCGAGUUGGUCUAUGAUGAUGGAAUAGAAACAAAUGCCCAUCUCCAUUUUUCGUUCUUGCCAAAAUUGGAAACUCUAACCAUAAGUAAUUGUCCAAAACUGGAAUAUGUUUUUCAAAUUUCUUUGGCUCAAGUUCCUCCACGAUUGAAAUUCGUUUCGAUAAGCGAUUCUCCUCAAUUGCAACAAGUCUUCAAUGUGGCAAAAGAAAAGCAUGGAGUUGAUCGUGCCAUUGCACUCCCUUGCCUACAACAGCUACAACUUGGAAACUUGAUAAACUUGAGUUGCUUUUUCUCAGAAAAUUUUCUCAUCGCAUCGCCAUCCUUGGAGAAUUUAGUAUUUUGGGACUGUCCUAAAUUGACAAAUUUCACCAUUCAAAAAGAAGUUAACGAGCAAGCUCAACUAAAGGACCUUGGAUUGCAUGCCAUGAAGGAUUUAUUAUACAAUGCCAAAAGUCUUACGCUGAAAGGAGUCAUGUAUCAGAAAAAUCUGGUUCCAAAUGUGGAUCCAAAGGGACUGAAUGAAUUAACUUUUCUUCUAAUUAAAGAUGGCAAGGAGCUGGAAUGCUUGAUUGAUACAACACAAGGCCAUGUCUCAACCAAUACAUUCUUCAAUUUGGUGGAAUUAGUCAUAGAAGAAAUGACUGGUUUGAAAAUGUUGUGCAACGGUCUGAUUCCAAAGGGAUUUCUACAAAAACUAGAGAAGUUGGAAGCAACGAAUUGCAUGGAAAUGGUCUCUUUAUCUCCUAUGCUACAAAAUCUAAAGGAAGUGAAAGUUAUUAAUUGUGGCCAAUUGCAAGAAGUAUUUCAGACAGAUGAGAUUCUACAUGAUACAAAAGAAAAUCAAGGACCACUGCUGUCAAAUUUAACACUCAUGGAGUUGCACUCAUUACCAGAAUUGAAGUUGAUAUGGAAAGGGUCCACCCAUUUUGUCAGCCUCCAAAGCUUGAUGUUUGUAGAAAUUAGUUAUUGCAAUAGAUUGAAAUAUCUCUUCUCACCAUUCCUUGCUCAAAGCUUGGUGCUCCUUGAACAACUCAAGAUAGAUCAUUGCAAUGGACUCCAACACAUUAUCACUGAGUUGGAAUUUGAUGAUGAAAUAGAAUCAGAAGACCAUCCCUAUUCUCCGCUCUUGCCAAAAUUGGAAACUCUUACCAUAAGUGAUUGUCCAAAAUUGGAAUAUGUUUUUCAAACUCCAUUGGCUCAAGUUCUUCCACGGUUGAAAUUCGUUUGGAUAAGCAAUUCUCCUCAGUUACAACAACUGUUCAAUGUGACAAAAGAAGAGAAUGGAGUUGGUCGUGCCAUUGUGCUCCCUUGCCUACAAGAUCUCCGGCUUGGAAACUUGAUAAAUUUGAGUUGCUUUUGCUCGGAAAAAUUUUCUCAUUGCAGCGCCUUCCUUGGAGAAGUUGGUAGUUUUCAAUUGUCUUAA